ACACACACACACACAUUCACAGCGAGGUUACACCCAGUUGGUUCCUUCUCGAGGGCAAAUUCUUGGGAUUCGCAGCUUCCAAACAGCCGAUUUCCUUUCCGUGCAGCUGGGAGGGCAGGUUCCCUGGCUGCUGCUCCUGUGCUCGCUGGCUGCUACUACUGGACCUUCCCCAGGAGGAGUCAGUCGCUUCACUUCUAAGGAAAGGGGGGGGGGCAGGGAGGGGAGAAAGGGGAUCCGGGAUCAGCCUCUCCUGCCCCAGCAGCAGCCAGGAUGCUCCGAGGCAGCGGCAGCAGCUGGCCUGUGGAAUCCGAGCCAGGCGAGUCACCCCGUUAGGAGGCCCCGCCAGCACCCCGCGCCCGGGGGCAGCAGCGGCAGCAUGGGCAGCGGGAGCAGCAGGAGCAGGAGGAAGCGGAGCUGCAGCCCCGGCGCGGAUCGUCCCGGCAGGUGGGGCAGAAGCAGCAGCGCCCCCAGCGGGCAGGGCGAGGAGGCCAAGGGGAGCCAGGCGCCCGCCCCCACGGAGCUGCCCAGCAGUAGCCGGCGGCGGCCGCAGCCGGGCGGCCCGGCGGAGGACUCGGACUGGGAGCUACUGGAGGAGGUGCUGGCUGAGUGCGAGGAGCCGGGGGCGCUGUUCCCCACGGCCCGGGGUCCGGCUGCCCCCAUCCCGGGCCCGCCCCGCCGAGGGCCCGCCGGGGACUCCUGGGCCGGCCACGACCGGCACCCAGGGGCGGUGGCAACAGGGAGCGGCCGGGGCAGCGGUGCCGCCGGAGGGGACCAGCCGGCCUCCUUAACAAGAAGCACACAGGACCCAGAGAACAACAACUCCUCCGCCAGUGAGUUUCCAGUCAGAAGUAACAAGAAGCCCGAGAUGCAAUCCCCCAUAUCGUACGAUUACUCUGAAGAAGAGCUCAUGGCGAGUAUUGAACGAGAGUACUGCCGCUGAGAGCCAGUGCUGUAUGAUCAUAGCUGACAGUGGCACAUGUGAGCAAGGGUUCUGCCAACAAAAUAACCCCACACACAGUGAGAUUGUUCUGAGGAAAUGGAAAAGACGAGAAUGAAAUGAGAGAGAAUGUUACCACUCAGGAGGCUGUUAGUAUUGUAGGACUUCGAAGAAUUCCUCUUUGGCAAGUGCUGAGCAAGAGCACUGAUUAACGAAGGAACCCUCACUGACCAGUGAAUAAAAGCAAUGCGGUGGGGAAAAAAUAAGAUCUCAUUACAUUCCUCUUGUAAAUUAAUAUUUAAAAGCCAGUUUCCAAGUAAUACUUAUGUAUGAAGUCUUAAAUGUAUUGUAAGGUUGAGAUGUGCCAUUCUGACAGAGUGAUUUCAGUCAGAGAAGUGCAGCAAAUCAUUUGAAUAGAUACUUACUUGAUAGGAUAUAUCCAAAAUGUACCUUUCAUGACACUUAGCUAUGGGUCAAAUUCAGGCCUACAGUAAGCAGAUUGCAACUCUAUACACCAGGUCUGAAUUUGCCCCCCCCCCUUUUUUUUUUUUAAAUAUUCCACAAUACAGAAAAAGGGAGGGAAGGGAAUCAAUCAUUCCAAACUUAAGCUGCAGGAUCUAACAGUUCAAAUCCCAGUUCUCUGUCAAACAACAGGUGUGGGAUUUGUUCUGAUUGUGCAUAUGGCUCCGUUCCUUCUCGCUCCCCUUUUCCAAAGAGGCAGGGGAUUGAAAUUGUCAAGAGUCCGGUUUCCUUAAAGGGCAAGAUUCUGGUCUAGUUUCUUACCUGGCUUACAGAAAUGGAAGCUACAGGGAAAUCACAAGGACAGAGUGACAUGCACAUACUGGUCCAUUGCCACAUGUAUGCGCCUGUUGGGUCACCCACUUUGAGAUGGGCUUUAACAUGAUUGAAGAGCAGUAGUUCACAAAUCAGCACUCCCGCAUUGGAGUUAGAUAUAAAAUACCACUUCUGGCUUACACAAGAAUUUUCAUUAGUGCUUACAUUUAAAAUUCAUCACAUUCAUCACUAAGGAUGGAAAAGUAAAACAAAAAAUCCUAUAAACCCGAAGACUCAGAGGUUUUCAGCAUGAUUGACAGUGAAGCCUUGUACUUUUAAAUUAAGGUUUGUCUUUUGGGGGGGAGGGGGGAGGCUGAUAUACUUGGAGUAGCUGCUUAUUAUCAGAAUUAGAAAAAAAAAAUUGUCUGUCCUCUGAUGGAACAUAACAUGUCAGAUGAAAUCUCCAGGGCAAACGGAUGAGGCACAUGCUAAUGGGAACAGUGGGAUACAUCUUAAGAUUUCAAGAUUUGACUUUUCCUUUGUACUUUGGUGUAUAUUUCACAAAUAUCUAUGUUCCAUGUAAUUCUCAAUAAAAGGCAAAAGUAUCAGUUUGAGAGAGACAGGGUGAUCAAUCUUCUGUCCCUCCAACUUAUUUUUUCAUGGAGAUAUCCAGUAGGAUUUUUAAUGAGUUAUCACUGAAUAUGAUUUUUUCUUCCUAAUGAGGCAUCUAGUUUUAUUUUUUCCUCCAGAUUACAUAAUGAGGAACCUGUGGCUCUCUCCAGGUUGUCAUGUUCUCCUAGCCAAUGUGGCAGAGCACAGAUGUCUACAUACUGGUUCAUAGUCCUCCCCUGCUCAGUGCUUCUUCAGCACACUGAUAGCCUUUUAAUGAAUCUUCCAAGAAUAUGAAGACAGUAGAGGCAAAGUGCAUCUAUAAGGGGAUGUGCACAAUUCUAGAAGGAUGGAGAGGAUCAUGCAGAUAGCACAAAACCCCCUACUGACCAGUUUGGAUAAGAAACAGUGUUCCAAAAGAUGUCCUGCUCAUGUAGUCAGAUGGUGGGUAUCAUUGUGGUGUGAACCUUACAUAGAGAAGGACAGAAAGGGUCCUGUUGGAGGUCUGGUGUGGUACCCAAUCAGACGGAAGUUAUACUUAGGGGUUUACAUGAGGAUGUUAGUGCUAAUAUGCUAAAUAAGCUAAAAUGUGACUUUAAAGUGCACUAGGUACUCAAUUAGCUACUCCACACUAGCUCGCCAUGUGGGGACACUGACUGCACACUAAGAGAGCCCUCAGGCAGUUUAGCCAAAGUGCAUUAUGCUCCUGAGCACAAAGGCACUCAAUGCACAAUAUGAGUGUCUACACAGGGAGUUAAUGAGUAGCUAGUGCGGGCUCCCCUCCACCCCCCACAUGUGCGUACACCCUUAAUAAGAGGGAAGGGGGGAUGAAAAAAAGAAAGGUAGCCUUUCAGAAAGCCAUGUAAGUUUAAAGCCUAGGGCUCCCAGCACACUGGUUCUUGAAUAGCUUGGUAUAUCCAGAAAUAUCCUGCUGUCAGUCAAAAGAUAUAUGUGCAGUUGUUGGGGGAGGUAGCGUAACAUUAGGAGUAGAACCACACACAAAAAUAGAAAAUAUGGUAAUAACUAGUGCUUGAGUAGAAAUGACAUUCAAUAAUAUUACCAUGUCUGAAAAUUACACAAAAGUAAUUACAUGAAUUUAUAUGCCACGGUCAGUAUUCUAUUACAUUGGCCAGAAUUAAAUUAAACAAAAUUAAUCUCCAAUAACCUGCCAUGAUAGCAAGCAGAAUUAUAUCAGAGUGAGAAGAAUACAUAGUGCAUUUUUUGUAGAGAACGCAAAAAACAUCUGAAAAUUUCUAAAUCUAGUAGCUGUACAUACCCAUGAUGCUGCAUGCAUGGUGUGUCCCCUUUUUGUUCAGACACUAGCCAACUUUUAGAUUUCUACGCUAUCCAGGUUUCUUCCUUUAGAUUGGGACUGUUCUUGGACACACAGGGCCAGAUUCUAAGGGUACCCAGUAUGUGAUAGGUACAGAUGGGGGGAGGAAGGCACAGAGGAACUGGUUGUGGCUUUCUGGUUCUGGGGCCUGGCCUACUUUAGGAUGACCACCAAGCUACUUUAAACUGGCAGCUGGCUGUGGCCUCCAGCGUUCAUUUUACCAGCCAUGAAUAGCUGGAUGAAAGUCCCCCUCUGGUCAUACCCCACUCCCCGCACUCUUCUGGGGAGGCUGGAGAAGGGUGGCACCCCUGUCAGUUGGGCACCGCUCAGGUGGAAUCCCAGGCUGGAGAAAUCUACCAACUUUCCAGACCCUUUGAGCUGCCAGACCCUCCUGUUAUACUGUGUAGGCAGGGAGAUCACAGCCUCCUUCAGUAUCUGAGACCUCCUCCUGUUCCAGGCUCUGCCUCGCUGAAGUCAGAGUUCAGUUUCUCUCCCUGCAGCUCUAUUCAGUAACUGCUCCAGUUAAGAACGCUUUUCAGGUUGUCUUAAAGGAAAGACUGUGUUUUGGCAGUUUUAUAGAAAGAGAAAAUAUUAAAAUAAAAGGCACGAAGAAAUAGACAUCCCUGACUGAUUAUUAGGAAAAGUACCUGGAGGCUGGCAGUAGGUCUAAGGACUGAACAUUGAAAUCUAACCUGCCUGGCAAGAAGAUUUAUUUUCUCCCCAUUAGCAUUUGUGAGGACAUCAUACUUUAGUCCAGUCUGUGACGGCCUGUUGUUCAUAAGAUGACAAAAUUCAUUCCUAUUUUUAAAAAGCAUCUCGUCUAGCCUGUUCCUAAACAUAUGGGACUGCACUGAGAUACACCAGCUGAGUAGCUGGCCUGUCAUUUCAGUCAUUACCCUUCUACAUGAUAUAUACAGCCUAGUGUCCUGGAGCAGGGCACGGUAUUUAGUGCAAAAAACACUCUCAGUUCUCUCCAAACAACAAAAUAUUUUCCACAAUUUAGCAUGGUAUCUUCCCUCAUCUAGAAGCAGCACGUAAAUACUAAAUUAUACAAAUACAGUAUGUUCUGUACUUUGCACAAACUAACUACCUUAUGUUUAGUGCCAUGCUGGCUAUUAGCCGUUCUACAAACAGCCACUCCUUAAAAAACACCAAACCAAACCACUGUUGGUCAGAGGGUUAAGGAAAGGGUCACAUUUUCCAUGGUUACCACUUAAAUAGAUUACCAGCUGCAGCCACUUAGCUUUCACUGAGCAUGGUGUUAAAAAAAAAAAGUGAGCCUUCAGAGCAUGCCAUGCAAAACUAAAAAAAAAAAAAAAAAGGAUCAUAAGAGAUUUUUAUAUAAAUAUUAACCAAAAGGCAAAUAUCUUGGCUUCUGACCGACCAUCUGUCUCGUGAAAAGCAGUCAUGUGCAGAGGACCGCAGACCAAAAAAAACUGAAGACAUGGUCAGCAGCAUGACAACCUAGCAGAAGGCAAUUUGGAAUUCACAAGAUUUAUUGAUUGGUCUGUAAAAAGAUUAACACUGAAAUGGGAAGAAAUUUAAAAGCCUGAAAAGAAUUCUUAGAAGUUAGUUAACUAGGCCAAAAUCUUCCAAAAACAGAACAAAAGCCACUUUUAUGCAUACUCCAUUUGCAUCUACUCAACUCCUGAUUUACGUGCAAAUUGGGGUUUUGCAAAUGCAGAACUGCACCUUUGAAGAUAUAAUGUACAGAAAUAUUUUUUCUUAGCUGCUGAUUGUUUUCCAUGACAUUACUACCGUGAUAGUAGCAUACCUUGCCAUUGAACAAGGAAAAGAAAUAAAAAGGGUGUAGUCACAGUUGUAGCAUUAUAGCCUUUCCUGGAGCAUGCACGUAUCUGUACAGAAAGGAGCACAGAGACAGCAAGACCUUCAGAGAGGAAACCACUGAUUGCUUUUAUCUCCUGAAAACAACUAGAAAAAGUGGUUGCCUUUAGAGCAGUUUUAAGAAGGGAAAUACCCUCUCAUAGGCUGGCUAUGGGCCAGCUGACCCUUUUACAGGGCUUUAAAAACUGGUUAGGGGGACAAACUCAGCUAGAAAUUGAAGACUCAAAAUGGGAGGAGCUGUGACUUAAUGUGUAGGCAGGUGAUGGGAAAGAUUGAUAUGGAAAUUGCCAAAAGCAAGCCAUGAGGACCCACUUGCUUGUUACAAGCAGCAAUAUUUACUCUGUAUUUAUCUAUAUGCUUGGUGCGGCAAUAAACAGUCUUUGUUGGCAAACUAAA
Chrysemys picta bellii (western painted turtle) is the source of this 5894-nucleotide messenger RNA. RefSeq names its product cystin 1 (gene CYS1). NCBI's taxonomy places the organism in Eukaryota, Metazoa, Chordata, Testudines, Emydidae. The record is from RefSeq and is a predicted model, not a curated record.